UGGCGACUUAUGCAUUUUUCAUUAAGUAAGUUAUUGCACACAGACUUGGAUUAAUCCUUCGAAAAACAAGAUGAAACCGUCGCAACAGAAAAAUGAUUCGACCCGAGAGGAUACAAAUGUAAAGACGGACCAGAGACGGAAGAAACUGGCCAACCCAUCUGCCAACCAAUUAGGUAAAAACAAGAAAAAGGAAACAAAAACUGCACAAGUCGUAGAGCUCCAUCUGGGAACAACAGUGCUGCCUUUAAAAGAUGCUCGUGGUGUGUUAACUCUGAUAGAACAGCUGAAAACAGACCAGAAAUAUUCCGCCACACUUGGUUUUUUGUCAGAUUUGUUCAGGAAGUUGAAUACGUUGGAAGAUGGGCAAUUCUCAAGAAUAGAGAUUGACAUGACUGUUAGACAAUACCAAGACUAUACCGAUGGAUUUCAGUACAGGCUGACUGUUAAACCUGUUGGUUACUGCUUAUUGAUAACCAACAGUGAAUUUUAUCAAGUACCGGGAUGUCCAAUCAGUAAAAAGUUGCCCAACAGACCAGGUGUGGAAGGUGAUGCAAAACGACUAGAGGGGCUUAUGUCAACGAUUGGUUAUAAAGUACUUAGGAAGGAUAAUUUGAAGAAAUGGGAGAUAGAGCGUGAAAUGAAAGCUAUGGCAGAAGCUGAUCACAAGAAAUUCGACUGUUUUGUUUGUAUUAUUUCCAGUCACGGGACAGCCAAUAAAGUUUACGGCAGUGAUGGGUAUGAUCUCAUGUUAGGUCCCCAGUUAAAAAGAUUCACUGUGGAUGCAUGUCCAGAUCUAGAUGGAAAACCGAAGAUAUUUUUGUUUCAAGCAUGCAACAUAGAAACUGAAGAUAAGAUGCAAAAAACAUUGCAGCCCCUUAUAAAUGAUACAGACUUUCUUUAUGGUUUUUCGACACUGCCGGGAAAUCUAGCAUACAACCCUAAAGACGGAGAAAAGACUGGAUCAUAUUAUCUCUACUCACUGUAUAAACAUCUCAGUGACAAAUACAAAGCGUGCGAUUUGGUUGCAAUUCUUGAAGACAUGAAUAGAGAAUUGGCAGAAAAGAAGUCAGAACUUAGACCUGGUGAUUUAGGAUCCGUUACAAUGUUUGUUGACUGUCUCAGAGGUCAUUUAUUCUUUCAAUGAACCGGGAUUUUGAAAAUUAACCAAAAACAAUCAAAAAUUAUCUUUAACACAUGUUGAUCUUGAUCUCUAAAAUAGAUGUUCAAGUUUGAACCUAGCUUGGCCUGAAUGACUGUGAUAACUUCUGAAAUUUGUCGUUCCAUGUCACUUAUUUAGUAGACUUGUCUUUCUUUGG
Mytilus trossulus (common blue mussel) is the source of this 1316-nucleotide messenger RNA. Its product is annotated as caspase-3-like. The record is from RefSeq and is a predicted model, not a curated record. Gene Ontology annotation, molecular function: cysteine-type endopeptidase activity. Bases 71 to 1144 code for a protein of 357 amino acids. Lineage: Eukaryota; Metazoa; Mollusca; Bivalvia; Mytilida; Mytilidae. The transcript is spliced from 7 exons. Gene Ontology annotation, biological process: proteolysis.